This is a messenger RNA of Aspergillus versicolor CBS 583.65, 651 nucleotides long. RefSeq lists its product as uncharacterized. Gene Ontology annotation, molecular function: protein heterodimerization activity. Gene Ontology annotation, cellular component: nucleoplasm; kinetochore. The record is from RefSeq and is a predicted model, not a curated record. The transcript is spliced from 4 exons. Gene Ontology annotation, biological process: chromosome segregation; kinetochore assembly; mitotic cell cycle. Lineage: Eukaryota; Fungi; Ascomycota; Eurotiomycetes; Eurotiales; Aspergillaceae. The coding region runs from base 53 to 289 and encodes 78 amino acids.
AUCAAUUCGAAGCAAACUACUCUCAAGCGGGCGCCUGUCUCCCAUUGCUACAAUGGCCGCUACUCAGAAACUUUAUCCCCGAGCGACAGUGAAGCGGAUAGUCAAAGCUCAAGCCAACCGCAGCUUGAACAAAAACGCCGAUAUCUUGAUAUUUCUCGAUUACAUGCUCUUCAUGCAAGAAUUGAUGCGUGAAGCUUCGAUUCGAUCGCGCAAGGCGGGUGAAAAGCAUAUCAGCCCAAAUUCUGUUCGCAAGGUGACUGAAAAAACGUUGCGGAAAUUCAAAGGCUGAGCCGAGUGAAUCCUUUUUCUUACUCUGAGCUUUACGAUGGUUUCGAGAUUUGCGCGGCAUGGGGUAUGAUGGGUGAUAUAGUUCAGGAUAGCCGGCAUAAGGCUGGGCGCGCGGCUUCUUGAUUUCUAUCGGAAAUAUUGUCACCUUUCGAGGUAUGGACGGAGUUUAUGGCGUUAUUUAACUGUUACGAUACCCAAUUUGAUGUAUGCAUGGUGUACUUAUGCGUGGCCGUUAACUAUACAGUGUAGUCAACGACUUGGAGCUCCGCAAGAGCCUCAUCGGUGCGAAGAUGGUCCUUGUACUCAAUGGACAGCCUUAGAAAGCCACGAUCGUUCCCAAAUAGAAUAAUCAUUCCGCACACA